This is a messenger RNA of Xyrauchen texanus (razorback sucker), 2328 nucleotides long. RefSeq names its product SUMO specific peptidase 3a (gene senp3a). Gene Ontology annotation, cellular component: nucleus. Gene Ontology annotation, biological process: protein desumoylation. Gene Ontology annotation, molecular function: deSUMOylase activity. The record is from RefSeq and is a predicted model, not a curated record. Bases 188 to 1780 code for a protein of 530 amino acids. Lineage: Eukaryota; Metazoa; Chordata; Actinopteri; Cypriniformes; Catostomidae. The transcript has 11 exons.
CUAAAUAAGCGCCAGCUCAUUGAAUAAGCCAAGAUCGAAAUCAGACUUUACUUAGCCUUUUUUACUUUCCUUGCGAAACUUGGUUUUUCGCGUAUUGUAUUGGCGGACAACGCCUAAGCUUUUGGCUUGAGGAUACGGUUAAACGUGAGGAGGCAGGCUGGCGCAGGUCGUAGGGUGCCCUUGGAUCAUGAGAGACAGUGGCAGCAGCCUGGCUCAAACACACUGGUCCAAUGAGUUGACACUGACCGCAGGGCAGGAGGGUGGUAGAGGUAGGGGUGCCAUUGGAGGCAGCCAUCUAAUGAAGCCGGCCAUGACACAGCAUGCCCCCAGCCCCGCCCACUUCAAACUGGGCCACAGAGCGGAAGAUGUCAACAUGUGGGGGGCAGACUAUGCUAUUCCUGAGGAGGAGGAGGAGGAGGAAGAUGAAAAUGUGGAUAUGGAGAGUGAAGAAGAUCUGGUGGAAAAGAAAGAUGAGGGUGGUUUCCAGUGGAAUUAUAAAGGUGAUGAGGACUGGGGAUCACCAGAACACUCACAGCCAGUGGAGAUGGAUGUAAACAUUACAGGUGACUUUACCUACUGCUUAGCCCAGACUAGCUCCAGUCCACAUGAAGAGAGGCGGCUAGCUCGGUUGCGAUAUCGGGGCAAGAGGUAUGUGAACAUUCGCUACCGUCUGGCCCAACAGUGGAGAACUUGGCGCCAGCGAGCCAAAUGGGCAGGAACUAUGGGAUAUAGGAGGUUAUGGAGAUGUCACAGACGCCGCCACUCUGACAAUCGGCCUUACCAGAGACAGCCUGGCAAUACAUUGUUUAAUGGAGAUCGAGUAGGAUGUUUGUCUGACUCCUGUAGCACAAAUGGGGUUCCAAAAGGAAAGGAUGCAGUCUAUGGAGCAAACGUGGUGGACAGGGAGGGACGGACCUCCCCUUUCAAUGUCCAAUCUCAACGGGACAAAUCAUCCCUACAGAAUCAGCUUGGCAGUGAACACAUCUCUUGUGUACAAGGUAUUCUGGAUAAGUUUCUCCAGCAGUAUGGCAGUUUGAUUCCCAUCCAUGUUGAUGAAGUGGUGGAGAAGCUUCAGGAUGUCUUCAAUGAGAGCUUCUCAAGUCCUCACAGGAAAGUAAUGGUGCAACAUUUAAUGCAGUCUUUUCAGCGCAUGUCUGGAAGUGCAGUAAUGCGAGGCUUCCGUGUAAAUUACAAACGUCAUGUUCUCACCAUGGAUGAUCUGAGCACGCUGUAUGGCCAGAACUGGCUAAAUGAUCAGGUCAUGAACAUGUAUGGGGAUUUGGUCAUGGACGCUGCCCCUGAAAAGGUCCACUUUUUCAACAGCUUCUUUUAUGACAAACUUCGGACGAAAGGUUACGACGGUGUCAAGCGGUGGACAAAAAAUGUUGAUAUUUUCCAGAAGAAGUUCUUAUUGAUCCCUAUUCACCUGGAGGUGCACUGGUCAUUAGUUUGUGUAAAUGUUCUUCAGCGUAGCAUCACAUACUUUGAUUCCCAGAGGACCCUCAACCGCCGUUGUCCCAAACACAUUGCCAAAUACCUGCACGCGGAAGCAAUCAAGAGAGAACAGAAAGAAUUUUACACAGGGUGGAAAGGCCUUUUCAAAAUGGUAGGGAGCAAGAAUGUGGCAAGGCAGAAUAAUGACAGUGAUUGUGGAGCAUUUGUCCUUCAGUACUGUAAGUGCCUGGCCCUGGAGCAGCCUUUCAGCUUUGGUCAGCAGGAUAUGCCGAAGCUACGGAGACAAAUGUACAAAGAACUGUGUCACUGUAAACUGUCUCUAUGAGACUGUGCAAAAACUGUGACCUCAUACACUUCUACUUUAGCCAGUCCAGACAGCAUUUAGAUGGGAGACGUGCAAGCGUUUUUUAACCCUCUUUUUUUCAAUGACUUUGUAUUUUGACAUGGUGAAUGCCAUACACUGUUCAGCCCGGUUGUUCAUUUGUUCAAAACCAAACACAAAAGGAGUUGUUUUUUUUAGAAAUGGGAGGGGGAAAGAAACUCUGUGAACCGUUUAUUUGGUGUUGCCAUUUUGUUGGCAAGUAUAUUUUUAUUCUUCAUGUUCUUGAUGUCAGUUACGUGUAUGCUAAAAGGUAAUACCAUUGAGUGGGGGAGGAGACUUGCAGACAUUUUAAAAAUGUAAUGCGAUAUUCAUGUACUGAGAGUCAAAAUGGACCACAACACUAUAAGAGGAUUUUUGUUUGUUCAAUAUUGUUUGUCGGUUGUUAGGUAUCUGUCCAAUUUAUGAUGCAAAACUAUGGGAGGGGGCAGCUGUAAAUUAAACUUUUAUAUCUUUUGAGAUGCAUACAUUAUUGUAAGAUGUGCUAAUAAAAA